UUUAAGAGUACACGGUAACAAUGAAUGUAGUGAACAAAUGCUCAAUAUUGAUUCAAUUCAAUGUGAUCAUGAAUAAAUUGUAUUCACUUGAUUGAUAUUUACUUGGAUACAUUUUUGUCAAUCAAAUUAUUGAUUACUUCAACUCAAUGGUGGGGGGGAGGUCAAAGAUCAAAUCUUAUAAAUGAGUCCUAUUCAAUGAGUUGUUGCAUCAUAGUUGUAUGAUUAAAUUGACAUUUGGUUUGUGUUAUCAGUAAAAGUUUUACAACUUCUGUUGUUCUAGUGUUUCGGUGUAUCUGUUCUACUCAAAAAUUAGAACAAUCAAAAUGAAUGAAAUCUCUACAGCAUCCAUUGAAGAGACACAGAUUAUCCAAAAAACAAUCAAUAACAUGAUAAAUACUAGAAACCAACAGCACCAAAUCACCAUGAUGGAUGAACAGUCACUGAAUUCUCUUCUGAUUGGUAUGAAUCCGUCACAAGAAAUCCUUAAACUGAUCCUGGCUUUAUACGCUCUGAAACUACCAAUUCAUUCACUACCCAAAGAGAAUAAAGCUACUCAGACUGAAGAUCCGACAAAUACGUCACUUAUCUCAGGUUAUACAGGACUGUCAUCAAAAUGUGUGAGUAUUUCACAAGUGGCUUCCAGUAUAUUCAGUUCAAACAGAGGAAAUUCAAUGAACGACAGUCAAGAAAAGAAUUCAUGUCCAUUUAUUCGAGUUGUAACGCAUAAAAAUGGUAUACUCGUUCAUUUGGGCCAACUGGUCAGUUUAUCUGAGGAUCAGAAAUCAUUUAUCAUGCGCAAUGUGAUUAGUUUCGACCCGUUAAGAGUACAUGAACGAACAAUUUCAACAUUAGAACCAGCGGAAAUUCUUGCACUCACUGAAUCCAAACUUCAAAGUCAACAUGGUAAAAGGGGAAAUUUAUUGUCUGAUUAUUUACAAAAUCAAAUGAUGUUCAAUGCUUCAGAGAACUCAUCGUGUGAGAACAGUAAACAUGUGAAUAUAUCAGAGCAAAAACAUGAGGCAGUGCACGGUCCGUUACUUAUCACUCCCAGUGAUGUCCUUAUUCGUUUAAGUGAAGUACGCGAGUUAAGCAUUGUUCCAGUAAUUCGCUUUGACCAUCCUAAGCAAAUGCGAAAAGUCAGCUUGAAGGAUGGAUCUGAAAGAAUAACUGAAGUCAUGCAGUAUGGCCCCAGUCAAGACAUCGUUAAUACAAGUAAAUUGUCAGAGAGUACAAACAAGCGGUCAGAUUCAUCAUUACAGUGUAAUGAAUCUACGGAUAUUACCAACAGCUCUAAAAGUCUAGAUCCAUGUGACGAUACUGAUCAAUUAAGUGAAGUGAUGACUAACGGCUUUUCUAAACGAAAGGAAAUCGACCAGGAAUUUGGCAAGAAGACUUCAAUGAGGAAAGAAAAGAACAAGGUGAAAGAGGAAGUUGAAAGACUAGAAAAAGGAAAAGGGAAGUCGAAAUCUUCGAUGAAGCAUUUAGAAUUCUCCGAAAAUAGAUCUACCACACAAAUAAGCUGCAAUAACAGUACGGACUGUAACAACAAACAAAGUGUCCAACAAAAUCUACAAAAACAAGUCCCAGUAGAACAGAACAAAAACAGUGAAGCAAAACCACUAUCUUUACACAAAACAAGAAUACGUAACACAUCUGCAGAAAGUAGAAGGCGACGAGAACGACGUCUUUUGAACAAGCGAAGAUAUUCAGAGUGACCUCGAUUCGAUUUUCUUGGAACUUGUCACAGCUGCAUGUACCUGAGUAUACUAGUGAUGAUGUUCUCAAUGAAUUCAUGUCUCACCUCAAACACCAUUAUUAAUAGACCUCAAGUACACCCAAUUGACGAUAAAUUCCCAAUUUUGUUCAAUCAUGUGCUUAUAAAAAACAGUGAAAUCGACUGCAUGCUCAGUUAUUUUAAUAAUAGCCUAUUAAAUUAGCGUUGUUUAGCCCUAGUUACAUACUUUUUUCAGUGAUUUAAUGUUUACCACCCAGUAACGGUUGUCAGGGUGGCAUUUUCUUUUCAUUUCGUUCGAAUAUGUGUUAACUGAAAUGUGUGCUUAACUCAAAGGAAUUUAAAACUAACAUACUAUGUGAUGUUUUCAAACAUUUAAAUAAGGGUCGAGUGAAAGAUAUCAGGUUCUUUUUCAAACGCUCAUCUUUUAGAUUAUUGAAUUGUGAUCCAAUAAUCCCCAUUCCUAGCCUUAGCCUAGUCGACAUUAAGCUAGGUGACUGCACAAAGUGCUGACUGUUGAAAAAUUCAAUAUCAGGGCAAAAUGACUACAUAGCGCCUUCUAGUUUACGCUGGUACUACAACCAACAUCCAUCCGUAAUGAAAGUCGACCCACAUAAAACAUUUUUCAUUUAACACAGUUUCUUCUGUCAAGACCGUUUGAAGCAUAUUUGGAAUGGUCCCUACAAUGUAACUUGUACUAUUGUCUAAUUGUUGAUUUUUUUCAAAGAAUCUGAACUUCUUCCAUAGCCUCCAAGUGAUUAGAACGAUCUUUAAGGAGAGAUAUUUUUUAGAAUUUCAGUAUUCAGAAAGAUGAAAUACUUUCUUCCCACUUCAUCUAACACAGUGAGGAAUGGUGAGGUUAGAUGUAGGAUACUAGGUAACGACUGAAAAUUCUUCGAUGAAUUCUUGUUGUUUCACCCACUGGGGCUUCUGCGGUAUACGUUCAAAGUACAAAAUUCACCACAUAACCUGAUAUGAACUCCUGACUGGCGUGACAGUCGGUCGGAAGCUAGCUAGGGGCUAUUAAACAAAGUUACUGACUGUUGAUUUGAGUCAUGUUAGUUAGUGUUGGAAUUCAGGCAACAACUGUGAUCAGUAGUCAAAAACAUGCAGCUGGCAAGUCCCCGAAAGGACGAUCACGACUCCUGGAUUCCAUUGCUAGCUACAUUACAUCUAUUGUAUUAAACUGGUUGGGGAUGUUAUGUGCCACAAUUAGCGGUGGUGUCCAAUCAUUCAUUCAUCACUCUCUAGUUUCCGAGUCUCAGUAUUAUCUCAUACUUAUUCUACAAACCUAUUACGUUUCUCGAAGCUAGUUCUCCGUUUUAUUGUGAUUAUUUACUACAGUCAUUCCGAUUCGUUUGCUAUUCAUUAUUUCUAAUUUCAUCUUUGAUAUACCAACGUGAUACGAUAUAAUAACCUGUGCCCAACCACGUUUCUGUUACGCAACACACCAACCGUGACUGAUUCAUUGACCGAUCCACUUUGUCCUGAGGAAUUACCUGGCAUAAAUAACUGUCAGGUGACAAAUAGUUUCCUUCACGAUGAAACAAAGUCAUAUUUAAAAUUAUCAGUGCCAAAGACUAAGUUUUCGCUAGCAUAAACUAUGAACGUUUCUUGUAGAUAGAUUUUCACUGAUUGCUUCUCUAUAAUGUUAACAAAUUAUAGGGUAGCGGGAAAAUGCAAGCCAAAUCUGUCAAUAUCUCUAGUUCAUCAUUCUUAAAAUGCCCAACAUCUACACCACAUUUGAUAAAUGGUCGUUCUGAAGCAUCAUCAAGAUGGUACGAUAAUGGCAUUGUGUCGAUAACAAUUCAAGAGUCGUCAACAAACUCAACCAUGAACCAUUCAAAUAGUUUGUUGAAACCAAGACAGAAAACACCAGUGAACAAUCGCCGCUUGAAAUAAAUGAAAUCCAGUGAAUGAUGAUUAGUCAUCUGUUGUAUCUCCAAAUUUAGCAUUGACAAUGCUACUCUUGUUUAGUCGAUAUUAUCAAAUACGUUUAAUCUAUCUGAUUUUCAACAAUACAAGAGUCCGAUUUUACUGUUUCUCAUUCAUACUGUAGAUUCAGUCAAGCUUAUUGAUGAAAAGAAAUGUGCAUUCAUUAUUCUUAUCAUAUCAUAGUCUGAAAAGUUCGGUCGAUCAUCAUAAAACCUUAUUUGAUGUUAGGUGGCUAUAACUAGCCGUUUCGA
Molecule: messenger RNA, 3918 nt
Organism: Schistosoma bovis
Lineage: Eukaryota; Metazoa; Platyhelminthes; Trematoda; Strigeidida; Schistosomatidae
Source: the annotation of a GenBank genome assembly